Prosopis cineraria is the source of this 1345-nucleotide messenger RNA. RefSeq names its product protein ACCELERATED CELL DEATH 6-like. The record is from RefSeq and is a predicted model, not a curated record. The coding region runs from base 502 to 1287 and encodes 261 amino acids. NCBI's taxonomy places the organism in Eukaryota, Viridiplantae, Streptophyta, Magnoliopsida, Fabales, Fabaceae. The transcript has 2 exons.
ACCAAAAGAGCUCAUGUAUCAAAAAGAUGAAAGACAAAACACUCCCUUUCAUUAUGCAACAUACGCUGGUUUCUUGGGAGGUGUUCAUAUCAUGUCAAAAUAUUCUUCUCCCUUUUUUGCUUUUCAGCAAAACUUAGACGGCAAUCUUCCGAUCCACCCGCCUGCGAAAAGGGCCAUGUUCAAGUGGUAAAAAAUCUGCUUGAAAUUCCGUGGUCUGAUGCUGGAUUUUGCCUGAAUAAUGAAGGACAAAACAUUCUUCACGUUGCAGCAAUCAAGGGACACACAAAUGUGAUAAAAUGCUUACUGGAAAAUCCUAAGAUUCAUCCUCACACUGUCAAUGAGAGAGACUUGUAUGGAGAUACCCCGCUGCACCUGGCUUCAAAAAACCUACGUCUUUGGACUCUGCUCCUUCUUUCACAAGACAAACAUAUCAAUGCGAAUCUGGUCAAUAAUGAAGGUUUAACAGCACGAGACGUUGUUUGGAUACGAUGUAAAACUCCAAUGACACGUCAAGAGUUCUUAGCGGAUGUGAUUUUAAGAAGAGCUGGGGUGCUGCUCAAGGCAAAUAUGCUAGGUGUGCCCCGGGAAGUAUCAGCCAAUGAAGAUUGGAAAGUGAAAGACGCAGCUGAAACACUCAUACUUGUGGCCAUAUUGAUAGCUACAGUGACAUUUGCAGCUGCUUUCACGGUACCAGGUGGGUUUUACUCUUCUGAUGACCCAAUCACAAAACAGAGAGGCUUGGCACUUUUGACUCACCAAACACUAUUCAAGAUAUUCACGGCUUUCAACACAAUAGCUAUGUACAGCGCCACCAUUGGUUCUGCUAUUCUUCUCAAGGUCCCGCUGGGUGAUCUUCGUUUUGCAGAAAGAGCGUACGGACUCGCUAAGAUUUUUGUUUAUGUUGCUCUUACAACCAUGCCUGUGGCAUUCCUAGCUGCUAUACGUUUGGUUAUCAGCAAUAACACUUUGCUUGCAGAUGUCAUUAGUGUCAUUGGAUUCAUCUCCAUUUUCUUCAUCAUAUUUGUUCGCAUCUUAGGAAGGUUUCCUUUUGGAUGUCGUCUUCCCAUUGUUCGUCAACUUGGAGAUUUCUUUAUAUGGAUUAUUCUUAUUUCAUUUUAUGGUAGCAAUGACAUUUUUGUUGAAGAAGAUGUUGAAAGUGAUCGAGAGUCUCAAGAUGAUGAAGCCAACCAAAUCAAUCCAGUCCGUAAAUAUUAUUCCCUACUCUCUCGUUUUGUUGCUUUCCAUCUUCCUCGCUUCGGUUUGCCUCUAUCUGCUGUGCGCAUGUAGGAGCCUCUGAUGAAGGGUGACAGCUGUUUUGAUUUGUUACUUUCGUUACUGUUUUGUU